AUGCGCCAGUGGGGAGGGGGACACGGCAUGCACCGGGGUGCGCUGGGGAGGUGGGACCGGGAGAGCCGGGCUCUGCGGAAGGGCGGGGCAGACGAGCACUGGGAGCUGGUGGGGGCCAGGGCAGGGCUGGACCCCCCGGGGGAGAAGCGUGUCCCAGUGAGGGGCCCUGGGGGGCUGCCCCGGGGCAGUGUGGACAGGGACUGGGUGGGGCUGGAGGAUGAGACACAGAAGCGGGAGGAUGCAGAGAAGAGCUUGGUGCUGUUCCGCAAGGAUGUGGACAAUGCCACGCUGUCCCGUCUGGAGCUGGAGCGCAAAGUGGAGCUGUUGAUGGAUGAGAUUGGCUUCCUCAAGAAGCUGCAUGAGGAGGAGCUGCGGGACCUGGAGGUGAGUGCCCCGAGCCCGGUGGUGCCAGUGGAGGUGGAGGUCUGCAAGCCAGAGCUAACGGCCGCUCUGCGGGAGAUUCGCACCCAGUAUGAGAGCAUCGCCAUGAAGAACCUGCAGGAAGCAGAGGAGUGGUACAAGUCGAAGUUUGCCAACCUCUCAGACGCAGCCAACCGCAACCAUGAGGCACUGCGUCUGGCCAAGCAAGAGAUGAACGAGUCACGGCGGCAGAUCCAAAGCCUCACCUGCGAGGUGGAUGGGCUGAAGGGCAUGAACGAGGCAUUGCAGCGGCAGAUGAGGGAGAUGGAGAAUGAGUUCGGGGAGGAGAUCGGAAACUACCAGGAUGUGGUGAGGCGGCUGGAGCAGGAGAUCCAGCAGAUGAAGGAGGAGAUGGCACGGCACCUCUGCGAGUACCAGGACCUGCUCAACGUCAAGAUGGCCCUGGACAUCGAGAUUGCCACAUACCGCAAGCUGCUGGAGGGCGAAGAGGGCCGCAUCACCAUCCCCCUGCACCCUGCCACCUCCUUCAGCAUGAGAAGCUCAGUGCUGGAGCCGCAGCCUGCGGAGAGCCCAGCGUGGAGGAUGGUACUCAUCAAAACCAUUGAGACGCAGGAUGGGCAGCAGAUGGUGACAGAGCGAGCAGAGCUGGGGAAGUGA
Messenger RNA from Charadrius vociferus (killdeer), 1038 nucleotides. RefSeq names its product peripherin-like. Lineage: Eukaryota; Metazoa; Chordata; Aves; Charadriiformes; Charadriidae. The record is from RefSeq and is a predicted model, not a curated record. Gene Ontology annotation, cellular component: type III intermediate filament; plasma membrane; axon. Bases 1 to 1038 code for a protein of 345 amino acids. The transcript has 9 exons.